AGAUAUGACGUUACAAAUUACUAAUUUAUCUUCUAUACAGAUAAAGAUAAUAUGGAGACUACAUAAAUAAGCUUGCCAUUAAUUAUCUAUGUACAAAACUGCAACGAUGGUGUCCUGGGUAGCUGCUGUGUUGGUUCUUGGUGCUGCGGUGGUUUCUGCCUACCCUGCCAACGACCCCGUCAUUGGCAAAUGGUCCGAGGGUCUCAGGUACGACUACCUGGAGGAUGACGCCGGCAAAGUCCACCUGGUGGACAACUGGAUGAAGAUCAGUGACUUCGACAGGCUCGCCAGAUACAACCCUGAUGCUUCCAACAAAUACCAUCUCUUCACCAGGACCAACCCCACAAUCAGCCAGCCCAUAGUCCUGAACAAUGCUGCCACGGUCCACAACUCCAACUUCGAUGCUCGUCGCCGCACCAUCGUGAUGAUGCACGGCUUCGCUGGAUCCAUCACUUCUGGGUUCAACACUGUUCUACUGCCAGCUUUCCUGGCUGCCGGAGACGUAAACGUCAUCAUCUUGGACUGGAGUGCUGGAUCUUCCUGGGGACCCCGUGCCAUCCAGGCUGGUCAAGCUGCCGGUAGAUUCAUCAACUGGCUGAACUCCAUCACGGGCGCCAACCCUCAGAACUACCACGUGAUCGGCUACAGCGUGGGCGGGCACGGAGCUGGUAUCAUUGCCAGGACUAUCAACGGCAAUGUCGGUUACGUUACCGGUCUGGACCCCGCAGACCGUUGGGACACCGCCUGGCUGUUCAGGCCUAACGAUGGAAUCUACACGGAGGUGAUGCACACCAACGGCGGAGACAGUGGCUGGCUGAACCCCCUCGCGCAGGUUGAUUUCUACCCCAAUGGGGGGCGGCAGAUGCCUGGAUGCAUGACUGCUUUGUGCCAUCACUACAGGUCCUACUACUACAUGGCCGAAUCUCUCCGUACCGGAGGAUUCACGGGCAGACGCUGCGACAACCUGAACGCUGCACUCGCCGGCAACUGCAACGGACCCACCCUCAGGAUGGGAGGCUUCGAGCCAAAGAAUGGAAACACCGGCCUAUACCAUCUGAGAACUAACCCGAUGCAUCCCUACUCUCAGGGAUAAACACUGGAAACAUGGUAUCAGCUACUGAAAAUACAAAAAUACAAAUACAAAUUUUGACUGAAAAUACAAAUUUUCAGCGACCAAAACAACACCUAGUCCUUUUCAUUGUUUACUUUUACAAAUUGUAAAAUAAAAACAUUUUUUUGUUAUUUAUUCUGA
This is a messenger RNA of Spodoptera frugiperda (fall armyworm), 1252 nucleotides long. Its product is annotated as pancreatic triacylglycerol lipase-like. The record is from RefSeq and is a predicted model, not a curated record. NCBI's taxonomy places the organism in Eukaryota, Metazoa, Arthropoda, Insecta, Lepidoptera, Noctuidae. Gene Ontology annotation, molecular function: lipase activity. The transcript has 8 exons. Bases 89 to 1093 code for a protein of 334 amino acids.